GUCCUGUCGAGACGAAUCCAGCGGGAGGACACCGAGGCUCCGUCGCUAGCGCCACACGAGACAGAGGCUCCGCGUUGAAGAGGAGAGUAAGGUGAGGCGAUUAAAUAAAAGAGCCGGCGAGUCGAUCGGAGCCCCCCCGGAUCAUCGAGCGGGACACAUCAUUAAUGAGCAGCUAAUUAAUGCCCGUUCGCCCGCCCGUCCACCCCAGCCCAAUGCCCAGCAGAAUGUGGGGCAGAGCAAAUAUGGCGGCUGUGACCCAGCUCCUUCUCCUUGGCAUCUGGAUUUGCAUCUUCGCUCAGGGUGCCGAGGGAUCUAGUGAGCCGAAGCGACCCGAGGCGACGACGAUACUAGAUCGCGCAAUUUCCUGGCUAUGGAGUCAGAGGGACAAGGACGCCGGCUGGGCCGAGGACACCCAGCGCGUCCUCUUGGCGCUUAGGCUCGCCAACCUGUCACGCGACGACGACAUUCCGCCAUCCGUCGACCUCGAGAUGCAGCUCAGCACCAAGCAGAUGGAGCUGGAAAUCGUCAUGCUGUUGUGGAGACACCGGGAAAUGGGGAGCUCGCCGGUCAGGUUGGCCCGCUAUAGUCUCGCCCUUAACGCCAUGUGCAUGGAUCCGCGGCAAUUCCACGGCCACGACCUCAUCGGGACACUGCUGCAUCACGAGCCGCCGACCGACUAUGAGUUCGCCCUGACUGCCUUGGCUGCGUGUAGCGCGCAGGCGCACGUCAGGAAGAGGCAGAUGCGACGACUGCUCGACAUCGCGCAUGCAGCCCAGGAUCACGAUGUCGAGACGGUGGCGAUGGGUAUAAUGACGCUUCGAUGCAUCGUGCAAGACCACCGGCAUCGCAACCUCCAGCACUUUGUGCGAAAGCCCUCGGUGAGUCUCGCGCACCGACAGCGUCGCGACGGCAGUUUCGGCGAGCUGCGCGGCACCGCCCUCGCAAUGCAGGCCCUCGAGGAAGUCGAGAACGAGCCCCACGGCAGCUGGAAUAGAUCGGGAGCCAUCGCCUGGCUCGCCGCCCGACAGAAGCCCGACGGCUCCUACGACGGUGACGUUCAGAUCACUGCCGAAGUCGUCCUCGGGCUCUCACCCCGAAGCCUCUCCAGCGUACGGAGCCUCGACUGUGGCCAGGGACUCACCGAUAGUCCGCCGCCCAAAUUCGUCACUGUCAACGGUGACGAGACGCCGCUCUCGGCGAGUCCGAACCGUAACAGCGGCACGAGGACGACAUCACCGCUGCUGCCGACGACGACCUCGAGGACUUCGAGCAGUCCCUCGAGCCCGGGCACGGAGGUCUCGACCGAGCAUCAGUCAGUCGUUGCAUCGAGCGCGUCAUCGACGUCCAGUGGUCAGCUAGUGAACGUCACCUACACUCUCUGGGUCGGCAGCGACGUCUACGAGAUCCACAAUCUGACUCUCGCCGCACCACGUAACGAGAGCUUUUAUGGAGUUAUGGUACUCGCAGCUGAGCGCUCGACCAACUUUCAGUUCUCGGCCUACGAGUGGCCCAAUGGUCACUACGUUCACACUCUCUCCGGAUACAAGGAGGAGCCCAUGUUCUAUCACUACUGGCUGCUGUACAGGUUGCCGUCGCCGCCCAAACCCGCUUUUCCGCCUGGCAAUCAAUUCGUCGCUCCGGGAGGAGUAGAUGAUCUGCACAUCAGUGACGGCGAGCAUUAUCUCUUCUGGUACAAAAAGCUUUAAAAAAUUGUAUGUAAAAAGAUAAAAAAAAUAUGAGCAGAGAUCGAAGCUGAACAAGUUGAAGAAAUGAAGAAAAAAAUUACUAAAAUAAAAUGGAAAAUGAAAUGGGAUUUGGAUGAAAGAGAGCAUGAAAGAAAGUGUAAGAAAGGACGAACGUUGGAAUAGGACACAACAUACAU
Messenger RNA from Ceratosolen solmsi marchali, 1882 nucleotides. RefSeq lists its product as uncharacterized. Gene Ontology annotation, biological process: cobalamin transport. The transcript has 7 exons. Gene Ontology annotation, molecular function: cobalamin binding. The record is from RefSeq and is a predicted model, not a curated record. NCBI's taxonomy places the organism in Eukaryota, Metazoa, Arthropoda, Insecta, Hymenoptera, Agaonidae. The coding region runs from base 180 to 1706 and encodes 508 amino acids.